Molecule: messenger RNA, 1974 nt
Organism: Thunnus maccoyii (southern bluefin tuna)
Lineage: Eukaryota; Metazoa; Chordata; Actinopteri; Scombriformes; Scombridae
Product: nucleolin-like
Exons: 2
Coding region: 321-1307 (328 amino acids)
Molecular function (GO): RNA binding
Source: RefSeq, a predicted model, not a curated record
AAGAAGUCUACAGUCACUGGUCAGUUCGAGGGUGGCGGUAAAGCACCAAGUAAAGCUGUUUGCCAUCCGCCAAGAAAUAUUAGAAGAAGAAGAAGAAGAAGAAGCAAACGAAGAAGAAGAGGUUCGCCCAUUGGACUGGGGCAGUUUGGAGCUGCAAGAUGUAAGUUGUUUUGUGGCUGAAAAGCCUCCAAAAUACCGCAGGCAAGACGAUUUAAUACAAAUUACACCCUCGUAUGUGUGUAUGCAGUUUACCGAGCAGGUAGGCGGUGUGUCAGCCAGGAUAUAAAGUGUUUUAGGAAGGCUGCGCUGGUUAAAGCAUCAUGAGCAGGCCCCCGCCCGACGUCGACGACUUGACUUCUCUCAAAGUGAACAACCUGACCUACCGGACAUCGCCCGAAACCCUCAGACGGGUGUUCGAGAAGUACGGCCGGGUAGGCGACGUCCACAUCCCCAGAGACCCCUACACAAAGGAAAACCGCGGCUUCGCGUUCGUGCGGUUCCACCACAAGCGGGAUGCGGAGGAUGCGUUGGACGCGAUGGACCGCGCGCUGCUGGACGGGCGGGAGCUGCGCGUCGAGAUGGCUCACGUCGAGGGCAUCAAAGUGGACAAUCUCACUUCCCUCAAAGUGGACAACCUGACUUACCGGACAUCGCCCGAAACACUCAAAAUGAUGUUUGAGAUGUACGGCCGGGUAGGGGACGUCCACAUCCCCAGAGACCCCUACACAAAGGAAAGCAAAGGCUUCGCGUUCGUGCGGUUUCACAACAAGCGGGACGCGGAAGACGCGAUGGACGCGAUGGACGGCGCGCUGAUGGACGGACGGGAGCUCCGCGUCCAGAUGGCCCACGGAGGAGGAGGAGGAGGAGGAGGAGGAGGAGGAGGAGGGCGGCGGGUAGGCCAGCCCCGGAGGUACGGGGGUCAUGACCGCAGGAGCAGGAGGUGUGAAAGCUUCACCUCAAACUGUACCUCCAGGGCGGGCAGUGUGACAGAGGGGCAUUUCCCCGAUGACGAAUCCGCCGGGCCAUCGCGGUUAGCGUGGAACGACGGGAGGACUUUCGAGUUCCCCGACCGCCUCAGCCCCACCCCGAAACGAAGGAAACUAAUGGACCUGACCGGCGCCGAGGAUGAAGUCACGGAUCAUCUAUACAACCCUGACAUCAUGCCUGCACAGACACCUCGAGCUUCAAAAAGUCUCGUGCUGCUCGAGAGUCUGGCAGUGCUCGCGGCAGAGAAUGACAUUCUGAGAGAAGAGAAUGAGAAACUGAAAAGACAGCUGGAGAAACAGAAGCAAACUUUUUUCCUUUAGUCAGAUUUCCUUCAAUAUUUCACCGGAUUACCUGACGCUGCCACCGUUGGAAACACUUCAAAUUUGAGCUACAGUAUCAUCCUGACUAGUCGAUCAGUUGCUCCUCACCUUAACGAAGCUGUAACUUAAUUGCAGACGACAUUUCAACGAGGUUUAAUCGUAGCACAACCACAGUAACCAACAUCUUAACCACCAUCAUUGUCUGCUUCACUCAGACAUCCACAGCUGUAGUGCAGGACGCUGCUCAACUGCACUGAGGUUGUCGUCUUUAGCUUUGAGAGGCUUGACACAUGGUUAUUUGUACAGCCAGUACAAAGGACGGAACACACCAGUGACCUGUAUACUGGGAACGCCUCAGACAACUCUAACUGCCUCUACAACCAGGUGAUAUUAUUAAGGCAGACAAGGGCUUCACAGUUCGGGACAUUUUUGCCAGUGAGAGUCUUGUUCACACAGGAGGACGUGAACAAUAACAGACUAAUCUCCAGUGAUGGGACACGUGGAGAAACUGAUAUUUUUAAGCAUUUUGCACCACAUCCAGUAACCAGUUGAACAUUGUUGCUUUAUCUUCUCUUCUUCCUGUUCUUCUGACUUAUUUAUGACUGUUAAUUUUGCAGAAAACUUAUUAAAAAAAAGUAAUACCAGAUAAAUGAAUGUGUUACUCUUC